AUGAAGAUAAAACAGGAGAAUGCCUCCUUAUUUGAUAUGUUAGAUAUAUUCUCUACUGCUAUCUCAAGAAUGAAGCUGAAGAAACGAAUACAAAAGAUAGAAAACACCGCCAGUGAAGUGAAGAAGUCAUCACUCUUGGGUGUGGCAAGCAAAACCACACAAAAUGAUAUUGCCAACAAGAACAGGAGCAAAAUUAGAACUUCUAGCAAGCGGAAGGUAUUUGGUCGAGAGGCGUUGCGUGAUAAUAUCAUGGCAAAGCUCCGUGAGACAUCACCGAGCUCGGGUAAAAGUCCGUGUUACUCGGUGAUUGGCAUAUAUGGUGUUGCCGGGUCUGGGAAGACUACUUUUGCAAGAUAUACCCGAGAUUACAUAGAGAAGAAAUGCAAGGAGGAGAAACUUUUUGACACCACCAUGUGCAUUCAUGUUUCGGAGACUUUCAGUGUCGAUGAUAUAUUUCAUGAAAUGCUGAAGGAUAUUACCGGAGAUCGGCACUCCAAUAUUUCAGAUCAUGAGGAGCUUGAAGAGAAGUUGAAUAAAGAAUUGCAUGGCAAACGUUUCUUUUUGAUAUUGGAUGAUCUCUGGGUGAAGACCAAGAACGACCCACAACUGGAGGAACUAAUCUCUCCACUUCUUGUUGGGGCGAAAGGAAGCAAAAUACUGGUGACGGCUCGAACAAAAGAUGCAGCUGGUGCUCUAUGUGCCAGUGAACGUAUUAAAAUGCCUGAUUUGGAUGAGGAUCAGUACUUUUUGAUGUUUAUGCAUUAUGCACCGGGCGGCACAAGUGUUGCUGAUGAAGAAGAAUUUAUACGAGUUGGGAGGGUGAUUGCAGAAAAGCUACACCAAUCACCUAUUGCAGCAGUAGCAGUGGCAGGACGGCUUGGGACAAACCCAGAUAUCAUGUUUUGGAAAAAUACUGCAAACCAUGGCAUGUUGAGUGACACCAUGGAUGCUCUUUGGUGGAGCUAUCAGUCGCUUAAUCCGGACAUCAGGCGUUGCUUUGAAUUCUGCAAUAUUUUCCCUCGAAGAUCGAAGUUGAGAAAGGACGAGUUAGUUCACCUGUGGAUAGCGCAAGGGUUUGUAAAGAGCAGUUGUGCAACAGAGGACAUGGAAGAUGUAGCCGAGGGCUACAUUCAAGAGUUAGUGUCAUGCUCAUUUCUGCAACCAGAAGUAGAUGAUUCCUCUGAAGAAGAAUACUUUACAAUUCAUGAUCUGCUGCAUGACUUAUUAGCCAAGGUUGCUGGAAGUGAAUGCUUCAGAAUUGAGAAUACAAGGAGCCACAGAGGAGAAGGCUGGGACGAAGAAGUCCCUCAAGAUGUCCGCCAUCUUUUUGUUCAGAAUUAUGAUGCAGAAUUGAUUAGUAAGAAGAUCCUUGGAUUGGAAAAUUUACGCACUCUCAUCAUGGAUGUUGUUGAAUUCAAUACACCAGUCGAGGAAAAAGUCAUUGAGAGUAUAUGCAAGAGGCUGCCAAAAUUGCGGGUACUGGCCGUUGCUUUCAGCGAGAAACAGAUUGGAAUCAGGAAAUCCAAUAAGUUCUCGGUCCCAAAAUCUAUUGCUCAGUUAAAGCACGUACACUAUCUUGCUUUUAGGACAUUUGGCUCAUGCUCUGUAACUUUACCAAGCGCACUAACAAAACUUCACCAUAUACAGCUCCUAGAUUUUUACCAUGGCAAAUUAAUGUUGGAAUUUCCCUUUGCUGAGCUUGUGAACCUGAGGCACCUGUUCUGCUGGCCAUCCUUGAAAUUCCCUAAUUUGGGCAGGCUGAUCUCACUCCAAACGCUACCAUGUUUCACAGUAAGUAAUGAACAAGGGUAUGAGGUAAAGCAGCUUAGGGACCUAAACAAGCUUCGUGGCGAGCUGUUGAUCCGUGGCCUUGAAAAUGUGAAAAGCAAGGAGGAGGCUCUUGAAGCCAAUCUAGCUGCCAAGGAAUGGCUCACAGAUCUGAGGUUGGAAUGGGAUGGUGAUAAUGAUACAAGGUGCAGUCCAGAAGUUGAAGCAGAGGUACUUGAGGGCCUGUGCCCUCCCGUGGGGCUUCAAAUACUUGUAAUACAUGGAUACAGAGGUUCAAGGUACCCAGAUUGGAUGGUGGGUAAGCAGAGCGGUGGGCCAGAGGCCCUGCAACAUCUUUCUCUCUCAGGAUGCAGCCAACUGGGACCUGGUACUGAAUUUGAGGCUUUCCCUCAUCUUCGUGUGCUCCAGAUUUGGUUCUGCAGCUGGGAGUCCUUACCAGGCAACAUGGAGCGCCUCACGCUGCUCAAGCAACUGUAUAUCUGGUGUUGCAAGAAUAUCCGGUCUCUUCCAACACUGCCCCAGUCUAUUGAGGAAUUGUAUCUUGCUUCCUGCAACCAUGAGUUGAUGAAGUCUUGUAAAACAGCCGGACAUCCAAACUGGCAAAAGAUUGAGCACAUCCCCAGGAAAUAUAUUGGGUGA
This is a messenger RNA of Triticum dicoccoides, 2427 nucleotides long. RefSeq names its product putative disease resistance protein RGA1. The coding region runs from base 1 to 2427 and encodes 808 amino acids. The record is from RefSeq and is a predicted model, not a curated record. Gene Ontology annotation, biological process: defense response to other organism. Gene Ontology annotation, molecular function: ADP binding. Lineage: Eukaryota; Viridiplantae; Streptophyta; Magnoliopsida; Poales; Poaceae. The transcript is spliced from 3 exons.